Molecule: messenger RNA, 816 nt
Organism: Limanda limanda (common dab)
Lineage: Eukaryota; Metazoa; Chordata; Actinopteri; Pleuronectiformes; Pleuronectidae
Gene: lbx1b
Product: ladybird homeobox 1b
Exons: 2
Coding region: 1-816 (271 amino acids)
Biological process (GO): regulation of DNA-templated transcription
Molecular function (GO): DNA binding; DNA-binding transcription factor activity, RNA polymerase II-specific
Source: RefSeq, a predicted model, not a curated record
AUGAUGACAUCCAAAGAGGUGGCCAAAUGUGAUGCAGUGGAGAACAGGAGGCGAAGUCCGCUGGACCACUUGCCGCCUCCUGCCAACUCCAACAAGCCGCUCACCCCCUUCAGCAUCGAGGACAUCCUGAACAAGCCGUCCGUGAAGCGCAGCUACACGAUCUGCGGCACGGCGCACCUCAUCUCGUCCUCGGAGAAGCACCGUCCGUCCAGCAUCCCCCUGUCCAGCCGGGCGCUGCUCAACCAGACCUCCCCGCUGUGCGCGCUGGAGGAGCUGGCCAGCAAGACCUUCAAGGGGCUGGAAGUCAGCGUGCUGCAGGCGGCGGAAGGCCGGGACGGGAUGACUCUGUUCGGCCAGAGGACCACCCCGAAGAAGCGUCGGAAGUCCCGGACGGCCUUCACCAAUCACCAGAUCUACGAGCUGGAGAAGCGCUUCCUGUACCAGAAGUACCUGUCCCCCGCCGACCGGGACCAGAUCGCGCAGCAGCUCGGCCUGACGAACGCGCAGGUCAUCACGUGGUUUCAGAACCGCAGAGCCAAGCUAAAACGGGACCUGGAAGAGAUGAAGGCCGACGUGGAGUCGGCUAAGGCCGUAGGCCAGGUCCCCUUGGAAAAGCUCGCCAAGCUGGCAGACCUGGAGAAAUGCGCCAACGGCACGCUGGGCCACCCGCGCCCCCUGUCCCCGGCGCGGGGAGGCAAGCGGGACCACGAGCGCGGCCAGAAACUGCGGACGUCGCCGCUGUCUCCGUUCUCAGACCACACAACGAGUAAAGAGUGCUCAGAGGACGAGGACGUGGAGAUUGAUGUGGAUGACUGA